AUGUCUUGGUGAGUUUAUCAUAAGAAAAAUUAGAUUGAAAAGUGCAUUACUUAAGCCAUGGAUUAUUUUGCCUUACAAAAUGCGAUUAUAUAAAAAUGUUUUGUAAAUAGGAUUUCAAUUUUUGAAAAUGAUUAUUGUAAGAGGAUAACAUGUACAAAAAAUGUCUAUUUUUUUCGAUUUUCAGCAAUAUUUUCCAACUGAUUAGAAAGUUUUCUGACGUUGGUUUUCUCCAUUUUGAUUUCUUGAUUCUCCCAAUAUCUUCUGGAUUUUUUUUAAAGAUAUACUGUUUUGAAAGAUAUAUACAUACAUUUAUUGACUCAAGCUAUUGAGAUAUUGAAACAUGCCAUUUAGCACAUAUUAUAUAGUUUUUCCAGAUUCUAUCAACUAAUAUUUCAUGUUUUUUUUUUCGUUUUUAGCAAACACAUAUUUUAAUCUGAAACAACUGUUGUCAAUACGAUUUAUAUAGAAAUCCAUCAAUUUUUUAUCUGACUUGUGAUUCAAUUAAUCAAACCAAAAAAAGUCUGAAAAUGUGUUUCUUUGAUUUUUCGAGAAAAAAAAUGCAUCCAUCCCUAUAAAAAGGAAAACCAGUUCAACACAACUACAGUACCCCUUCUAUCGGAAUUGAGAUUCACUAACGAGCUAACAAACGCAAGUUUCCUUCCGGGGCACAACUGAAGAGAAUCUUUUGAGUGAGAGAAGCAGUAGUACUGUGAACAAAAUCAUUUUGUCUCGAUUUUUGCCUUUGUGGUUAACUCAACUCACGCUAUAUUUCCAUUAUUUCCCAAAACUAAUUUCUUCUACAUUUUUCUUUUAUUAUUAGGAAAAAUAAGAGAGAGUUCGCUUUUGUUUUUCGUUGUUUUUCUUUUUAGGACCAGCUUUUCUCCCCAUUUUUAUUAUUGGAAUUCAUAGUUUUUUUUUUCGUUUUUCUUUCAACAUUGAAAAGAAAUGAAAUGAAAUGAAAAUGAGAAAUCGUGAUCUGAAAAUGAAAAAAAAACAUUCUAGCGUCAGAAUAUGUUUCUCAUUUUAUUAAGUAAUCCUUUUUUUCUUCUUUUGGAUAUGUCUUGAUUUGAUUCACUGAAAAGAAUGACCUGCUUCUCCAAAAGAAAAGUAAAUCCAAUUAUUUUUCCUUCAAACAGUUUAGAGAAGUUUUUAACUAAAAAUUGAUCCAAAAUAUAUGCAUAAAAGAUGACAAUGAUUGUAUUGCGCACACUUGGAUAAUCCAAAUCUUGAGCACUCAACAGAUUAGUAAAUGUAUUUUCAAAAAAAAAAUAAAUUCUUCAUCUCAUAAAAAUGUUUACUCUUUGUUCUUCUUCUUUUUCUGCUUGUUAAUAUUAACCAAAAAACAUCACUAAAAUUGUCAAAAAUAAUUUAUGUUUAUAUAUUUCAUUUUUUCAGGGAAAUGGGCAAUCAGAGUGCUCCAGCAAAUGCUGCCGCAACUGUUGGAAGUAUUGCCUAUUGUUAUGUACUUCCAUGUAUAUGUGCCAUAGGUUUGUAUUUUGUUCUUUUCUUUGUCAUGUCAUACAUCCGUUUUGAUACAGAUGAGUGACAAUGUGUCUUUUGAAUAGACUCAAUUAGGACUUUGUUAAACGGCCAAAAAAGUCAAAAAUCUGAUCUUUCAGGGAUCGUUGGAAACAUUACAAACUUGAUUGUUCUAGCAUCUCGCAGACUUCGUGCCGUGUCUUAUAUGUACCUGAGAGCAUUAGCAGUUGCUGAUCUUCUUUGUAUGCUCUUCGUAUUGAUUUUCGUUUCAACAGAGUUGAUUAACAAAAAUGGAUCAGCAUUGAGUCAAUAUAAAUUGUAUCAAAUAUAUCAAUGUCAUUUUAUGUUGACGUUAAUUAAUUGGGCUCUAGGUGCAGGUUGUUAUGUUGUUGUUGCAUUAUCAUUGGAACGAUAUAUCUCGAUUGUUUUUCCAAUGCAUUUUCGAACAUGGAACAGUCCACAAAGAGCAACACGAGCAAUUAUGUUGGCUUUUUUGUUACCUGCAAUGUUUUAUAUACCUUAUGCUAUCACAAGAUAUGAGGGAACCCAACAUUUCGAUCCGGCAACAAAUAGAACAAUCUAUUCGAUGAAUGAUCAUCCGAAUUAUAAAACGUUCACCUGGCAGGUUAGUAAUAAGCAAUACAGCAAUUAUUCAUUAGUUUAUUUCUUAACAUUUCAGAUCUACAAAUGGACUCGUGAAGCAUUUCUUCGUUUCUUGCCUAUCAUUAUUUUGACAGUUCUCAAUAUUCAAAUUAUGAUUGCUUUCAGAAAAAGACAGAAGAUGUUCCAGCAAUUGACCAAGCGGAAAGAGCAAGGAACACAAAAAGUAAAAUUAAUUUUAAUUUUCCAGACAAAACCGGAACUUUAAUUAUUUAUUUGCAGGAUGACACUUUGAUGUACAUGUUAGGAGGAACUGUUUUGAUGUCAUUGGUUUGUAAUAUUCCUGCUGCAAUCAAUUUGUUACUUAUUGAUGAGGUAAAAAAAACAUGAAAAGAAAGAUUAACUCAUAAAGUCUUUGUUUUUAGACAUUGAAAAAGCGGUUGGAUUAUCAAAUAUUCCGGGCGGUCGCAAAUCUUUUGGAGAUUACAAAUCACGCUUCACAAUUUUAUGUGUUUUGUGCUUGUUCCACAGAUUAUCGUACAACGUUUCUUCAAAAAUUUCCGUGUUUUAAAGCGGAUUAUACAAAUCGCGAUAGACUUCGAUCAUUUGUUCGAAGAACUCAAUCAGUUAUACAUCGGGAUAAACAAGGAAGUGUUGAACACACUAAUAAUUCAAAGGUUUGGAUUCUCAGAAACAGUGAUAAACCGGAGGUGAGGUCUAAUGGAUUCUAUUUGGCAUGAGAAUAUUAGAACAAAACCUUUAGAUUUUUAUUCAACAUUUAAAUUUCCCCGUUUUCCAUUAUGACCUCACCGGCAUGUUUUCACAACAACAAAAUGUUGAAUAAUUCAAAUUUGAAUUUUAUAGUUUCAAAGAGAUUCUCUAUCACAUCAAUCUUGUAAAAUGUCUCGUCGUAUUCCAAUUGAACAAGAUACUGUAGAUAUUCAACUAGCAUCAGGUGAACAAAGCACAAGUGGUGAAGCCAGAGAAGCAGAAACACUUAUUAAAUAUGGUGGAGCUGCACAAUUAUGCUCUGAUGAUAAUAACACUACUUUCUUAUGA
Molecule: messenger RNA, 3138 nt
Organism: Caenorhabditis angaria
Lineage: Eukaryota; Metazoa; Nematoda; Chromadorea; Rhabditida; Rhabditidae
Source: the annotation of a GenBank genome assembly